CCCCCCUACUCCCCAGGAUGGAGCCCGUGCAGCCAGCCCGGAGCCCCCCACGGCCGGGGUGACGGCCCCCCACUCUCCCGCCGCGCCCCCCGCCCCGGCACCAUGGGCCUAAGGGGCUCCCGAGGCGCCGGACGUUGAAGAUGACCGAUGCUGGAGCCGUCCUGAGUCAUGGCUUCCUCAAAACUCCGAGAAACCACCGAUGAGGUUUUUGAUCUGGACUUGGCCGUGCCUGAGACCGUCAGGCUGGACAGCAGUCUACACAAGGCCCGGGCGCAGUUGCUGGCCAAAGGCCGGAGACACCGGCCCUCGCGCUCCAGGCUUCGGGAUAGUGCCAGCUCCGCAGAAGAUGGGGAAGGCUCUGAUGGGCCAGGGGGCAAGGUGACAGAUGGCUGUGGAAGCCCCCUGCACCGGCUGCGGUCGCCUCUGCACUCUGGCCCCGGGUCCCCUGCAGGGGGCUCUUUCUGCCUGGAGCCUCCGGGGUUGCGGCGCAGCGUGGAUGAGGACGAGGCGCCCCCCUCGCCGCUGGCGCGCUACCGGCCCCUGCACAACGCCGCCUCGCAUGAGGGCCUAGCCGCCGCUUCCAGCUCCCCGCCGCGCUCCGCACCCUCCUCCGACAGCUCCCCGAGUUUCGUGCGCCGCUACCCGCGCGCGGAACCGCACAGCGAAGAUGACAGCCGUGGUGCCAGUCCACCAGAACCUGCCAGUCCCACCAUCGGCCUGGACAAGAAGACUCGCCGGAAGUUCCUGGACCUGGGGGUCACCUUACGCCGAGCAUCGAGUAAGAGCCGCAAGGAGAAGGGCAGUAACCGGCUGUCCAUGGGCAGCAGGGAGUCAGUAGAGGGCUCCAGCAGAUCAGGAGGUUCCCCGUUCCUGCCCUUCUCCUGGUUCACAGACAGCGGCAAGGGCUCAGCUUCCUCAGGCAGCACCACAUCCCCUACCUGCUCCCCCAAACAUGAGGGCUUCAGCCCGAAGAAGUCAGCUUCACAGGAAUCCACCCUGAGUGAUGACUCCACACCUCCCAGCAGCAGCCCUAAGAUCCCAGGAGGGCCCAGGCAGGAGGCCAAGUGCUCCUACCCCUACCACACACUGUCCCAGUCUUCUGAUGAGUUUCUGGAGGAGCCACUCCCUGCCGUGCACCACUGGACCAGUCAGCAGGUGGGCCAGUGGCUGGGCAGCCUACACUUGGAGCAGUAUGCUGCCGAGUUUGCUGCACGCCAGGUGGACGGGCCACAGCUGCUGCAGCUGGACGGGAGCAAGCUAAAGAGCCUGGGGCUCAGCAGUUCGCAUGACCGGGCGCUGGUGAAGCGGAAGCUGAAGGAGCUUGCAGCAGCAGCGGACAAGGAGCGCAAGGCCCAGGAGAAGGCGGCGCGGCAGCGCGAGAAGGUCCGGCGCCGUGAGCGGGAGCAGGAGGCCAAGAAGAGCUAAAGGGCAGCACCCUGGCCUCACCCCGGCCUUCCCCACCCACAUCCCCCAGAAGGGAAACCCCAGGGAGAGGGCCCGGUAAUGCUCCGACUACAAGGCCCUUGGCACAGAGAUAGAUCCUGGUGUAGGCGGCUCUAGGCAGCCAACCCAGAAAGCACUCCCUCUGCCCCUACCCUCAGGCCCCUGAGGUGCAGAGGCUGCUGCCCUGGCCCCCACAGGAGUGGGUAAAGUCAUUCUUCUGCACUGGUGGCUGCAGGUUGAGAGGGGCCAGUGCACUGCAGGGAGCCCCCAGUCCAUGCCACGGCAGCCUAGUGGUCCCACGGGACUGCACAAGGACUCUGGGAGGACGGAUGGACAGAGCCUCCCCACCCUGCCCUGUGCCAGGGAUUACUUAGGGAAGAGAAUGUGUGAAUGUGAGAGUUGGUGGCCAUUGAGGACUCCCCCAACCUGGUGGAGCUGAGGGGUUCCGGAAGGACCAGAAGGGUUAAUAGCCCUUGCCUGGACCUCUGUGGACUUCAGAAUGUACCCAGUAGAUUCUGUUCCCAGCCGGGGCCUCUGGACCGGUGGGGUCUGUCUUGCCACACUGAUAACAUCUGUCCUUGUAGGAGGCUGACUACGUAUAUAGGUGGGCCCACAGGUAGCUCAGUGAGGGGGCAUUUGGUUGAGUGACUAGUAGGAUCGGGGUUCUGAACAGAGCCCCCACCUCCUCCUACCCGCCUGGAGCUGAGGGGAGGGACCAAUGCAUGUUGACGCCCCUUCCUGCCUAGGGCUGUGGCUGGGGGGCCACUACCCCACCCCUAGGAUUGGACCCUUCUCCACUGCUUGUGCUGGGAGGGGGCUUAGGAGAAUGUGGGGACACGGGCAGCACUUAGGCCCAGUGGAGGGGCCAGUGGGAGGCCGGCAGGUGUCAGAAGCGAGCGGGGCACCUGCUGCAUGUGGAGGGGAGAUGGUACUCGAUUUCUUUCAAUAAACACGUAGGACGUGCCA
Suncus etruscus (white-toothed pygmy shrew) is the source of this 2409-nucleotide messenger RNA. It is a transcript of the gene SAMD14, whose product is annotated as sterile alpha motif domain containing 14. The transcript is spliced from 10 exons. Gene Ontology annotation, molecular function: actin filament binding. Gene Ontology annotation, cellular component: actin cytoskeleton; cytoplasm; dendrite. The record is from RefSeq and is a predicted model, not a curated record. Gene Ontology annotation, biological process: neuron projection development; calcium-mediated signaling; actin filament organization. Lineage: Eukaryota; Metazoa; Chordata; Mammalia; Eulipotyphla; Soricidae. The coding region runs from base 169 to 1425 and encodes 418 amino acids.